Olea europaea var. sylvestris is the source of this 1949-nucleotide messenger RNA. RefSeq names its product sucrose transport protein-like. NCBI's taxonomy places the organism in Eukaryota, Viridiplantae, Streptophyta, Magnoliopsida, Lamiales, Oleaceae. The coding region runs from base 159 to 1712 and encodes 517 amino acids. Gene Ontology annotation, cellular component: plasma membrane; vacuole. The record is from RefSeq and is a predicted model, not a curated record. Gene Ontology annotation, biological process: sucrose transport. The transcript has 5 exons. Gene Ontology annotation, molecular function: sucrose:proton symporter activity.
GUAUAAACUCCAUGCAAACGCCCUUAUAAAUACCCGCCCUCUGCUCUCUCAAAAUUCACACUCUUUUCAUGUAAGUUCACUGCAAAUAGAUAUAGUGAGAGAAAUCUAUACAUACACAAUUUCUAAAGUGAGAAAGUGAAGAGUUAAAUUAUAUAUCCAUGGAGGUUGAUGGAAGCAAAUUGAGUACUGUUGUGCCAGAACCACCACUUGUGUCACCACAAGAGCCGUUGCGAAAACUCAUUCCGGUGGCGGCCAUAGCAGCGGGGGUGCAAUUCGGGUGGGCCCUUCAGCUCUCUUUGUUGACUCCGUACGUGCAGCUUCUGGGUAUUCCCCAUGCCUGGGCUGCCUUCAUCUGGCUGUGUGGGCCUGUUUCCGGCUUGUUCGUGCAGCCGAUUGUUGGCCACUACAGUGACAAUUGCUCCUCCCGCUUUGGGCGCCGCCGCCCCUUUAUAGCGGCCGGUGCCGCACUUGUCGCCAUCGCCGUUUUCCUAAUUGGGUUUGCCGCGGAUAUUGGUCACGCCUCCGGUGACCCCCUCGGCAACGACGGCAAGACAGCGAAGCCCCGGGCCAUUGCUGUGUUUGUCGUCGGAUUUUGGAUCCUUGACGUAGCCAACAACAUGUUACAGGGGCCUUGCAGAGCCCUGUUGGCUGAUCUUUCUGGUGGAAAUGCUCAGAAAAUGAGGACUGGAAAUGCUUUUUUUUCUUUCUUCAUGGCGGUGGGGAACGUGCUCGGUUAUGCAGCCGGAUCAUACACUCACUUGUUCAAAAUAUUUCCAUUUACCAAAACAAAAGCCUGUGAUAUAUAUUGCGCAAAUCUCAAGAGCUGUUUUUUCCUCUCAAUAUUUCUCUUGUUGACUCUAACAAUAUUGGCUUUGAUUAUUGUGCGUGAAACGGCUGCUGUCCCUUCACAGGCGGAGCCACCGGAAAACAGAGGUCAGGGGCUGGUUAAGAAAAGUAAAAUACCAGUUUUUGGGGAGUUAUUUGGUGCAUUGAAGGGGUUGCCUAAGCCCAUGAGGAUUUUGCUCUUGGUGACUUGUUUAAAUUGGAUUGCUUGGUUCCCUUUCUUGUUGUUCGACACUGAUUGGAUGGGGAAGGAGGUGUACGGAGGGCAGGUGGGGGUAGGGAAGUUGUACGACCAUGGGGUGCGUGCAGGGGCACUCGGGCUGAUGCUGAGUGCUGUGGUGUUGGGGUGCACCUCCCUCGCUCUUGAGUUAUUUGCGCGUGGACUUGGUGGGGUGAAGCGGCUUUGGGGUGUUGCCAACUUCUUAUUAGCCAUUUGCUUGGCCAUGACCGUCUUGGUCACCAAAUUGGCAGAGUCUACGCGCCGACAUGCCAUCCAUAAUGGUGAUGCUAAUCCACCACCGGUCACUGGCGUCAAGGUCGGUGCUUUGGCCCUCUUUGCUAUUCUUGGCAUUCCUCAAGCGGUGACCUUCAGCAUUCCAUUCGCUCUAGCGUCUAUAUUUUCUAGUGAUUCUGGGGCAGGACAAGGUCUGUCACUUGGAGUUCUAAAUCUUGCAAUAGUUAUACCACAGAUGGUGGUGUCAGUGCUAAGCGGACCAUGGGAUGCCUUGUUUGGAGACGGUAACUUACCGGCAUUCAUUGUGGGUGCGGUGGCAGCUGCGGCUAGCGGAAUAUUUGCGCUCACCCUGCUUCCAUCUUUACCUUCUGAUGUUUCGCCAGCCAAGGCCAUGAUCGCCGGAGGAUUUCAUUGAAAUAUCAAUGUAUCAUAAGCUAGCUAGUUUGUUUUCCUUCUCCUACCUUGUUUAUGGGUGUUGUGUUAAUCCUUUUCUCUUUUCACCUUUCGACCAAAACUUCGGCAUUUUUUAGCCAAGGACAUCAACUUAACUAUGAUAAGUGUGAUUUUGUAAUGUUUGGACCGUAGCGUGCAAUGGGGAGCAAGGUAUGGACUCCCUCUACCAAUUUUUCCCAAGAACAUGAUAUUUUCCUCU